CGAUGGCGUCGCCCGCGCGCUUCGCUUCGCCGCACCGCGCGAGUCGCGCUGGCGACGCUCAAACACCGAGCGCACGUCGCGCGCGCGCGAGCGAAACGCCCGCGAGGCGAAGACUCGCGCGCGUGGGCGCGGGCAAACGCGGCGGCGACGUCUACAAGGAUGGCCGACAGCAAACGUACGACGCGCGCGAUCGCGAGAGCGUGCUCUCGGCGCAAAAUCUCCGACAAACGUACGAUGGUGAGCGGUAUCAAUUCUUAAACGUCGACGUCGGACUGAGCGAAGGGCAAAAGGUGGCGAUCGUCGGACCGAACGGGAGUGGGAAGUCAACCUUGCUGCAGGUUUUGGGAGGCCGAAAAGUCGGGCUGGAGGAUGGGGAGGUGUGGCGCAGGAAAGGGCUGCGAGUGUGCUUUGUCGAUCAAGAACCGGACUUUGAUGCCGAACUCACGGUGAUUGAUGCGGUGUACGCGAGCGAUACGCCGGUGAUGCGAGCGUUGAGAAAAUACGACGCGGUGAUGGCGGCUGCCGCUCGAGGAACGCUCGACGAAGGGUUGAUGUCGGCCGCGAUCGCGGAUAUGGACGCGCUGGGGGCUUGGGAUUUAGAAGAAAAGACGCAAGUUGCGUUGAAAAAGCUCGGGUGCGAUUCGUUCAUCGAGAAUAAAAUGGGCGAACUUUCGGGAGGGCAGCGAAAGCGCGUGGCGUUGGCGGCGGCGCUCGUGGAGACGCCGGAUCUGUUAAUUUUAGACGAGCCUACGAAUCAUUUAUCCGUCGAGGGCGUGGAAUGGUUGGAAGGUCAACUUCAAGAUCCCAAACUCACGGUACUGUUGGUGAGUCACGACAGAAUGUUCAUCGAUAACGUUUGUCCAGACAUUAUCGAGCUCGACGGAAGGGGAGGGUCAUACAGACACCGCGGCGGCUACGCGACGUUUCUCGAGCAGCGUGCAGAGCGUUGGUCGACGGAAGCGCAACAGUUACAAGCGGCGAAGAACACUUUCAGAAGAGAACAAGAAUGGAUGCGUCGACAACCGAAGGCUCGAUCGACCAAAGAGAAGGCUCGUAUUGAACGCUUCUCUGACUUGACAAACAAAGUCAACUACAAAGGCACGAAAACGAAAACAAUCGAGCUUGGAGAGGUGUCAUCUUCUAGAAUGGGCGAUGUUAUCGUGGAAUUCGACGAGGCGCGUCUUUCAUUCGGCAAUAAGACGAUAUUGAAUGGUUUCAGCUAUGCAUUCAAUAAGGGUGAGAAAAUCGGCCUCGUCGGGCCCAACGGUGCUGGCAAGACGACGCUCAUCAAAACCAUCUUAGGGCAAGUCCCCCUCGAUGCGGGUUGGGUUUCAGUCGGCGAGACGGUGUCUUUCGGCUAUUACAGCCAAGUCGUGAACUUUCGUGACCCGACGCAACGCGUUGUCGACUACGUGAAGGAAAUUGAGGGUGAGGCAAAGGACCUGAUUGGUGGUUUUGCCGGACAAAGAUUGAGUGUUUACACCUUGCUCGAGCGAUUCAACUUCACAGAUGGUAAACAAGCAGUACAAAUCGGAGCUUUGAGCGGUGGUGAGCAGAGAAGGCUUCAGAUGCUCACUGUCUUGGCCCUCUGUCCAAACUUUCUGAUCCUCGAUGAGCCGACGAAUGAUUUAGACUUGGACACUAUCGAAGCACUCGAGGAUAUGCUCUCGAAUUUUGAUGGCUGUGUCCUCAUAGUGAGUCACGAUAGACAAUUCGUGAACAACUUGGCAGAUCACAUCUUCGUCUUUGAUGGCGAAGGUGGGAUUUCUGACUGGUCUGGAUCCUACUCCGAACUGCGCGACUAUGUGAAGAAGCAGGAACAAGACGCCGAGGACAAAAAGAUCGGCAAAAAAGUUAAGACUAUCGAAUUUGCGAGCGAAGAGGAUAAAGAAGCCGCGAAAGAGGAAGAGAAGCGCAAGCGCGAGCUAUUGCGUGAAGCGCACAAUGCGCCUGGCCUCAUAGCGAAGAUUGAGAAAGCGCUCGAAGUCUUGGACAAGGAGAUCACUACCUUUGAUUCCGAGCUCUUCAAUGCUGGUGCAGACGUCUCCAAAGCUUUGGAAAUCCAAAAGAAAAAAGACGCCAAGGUGGCCAAGCAAGAGCUUUAUUACGCAGAGUGGGAACGUUUGGAAGGUGUCUUGGCUGAAGCCGAAGAGAUGAACGCGGAACAAAUUUGA
Molecule: messenger RNA, 2174 nt
Organism: Ostreococcus lucimarinus CCE9901
Lineage: Eukaryota; Viridiplantae; Chlorophyta; Mamiellophyceae; Mamiellales; Bathycoccaceae
Product: ABC(ATP-binding) family transporter
Exons: 1
Coding region: 3-2174 (723 amino acids)
Molecular function (GO): ATP hydrolysis activity; ATP binding
Source: RefSeq, a predicted model, not a curated record